Messenger RNA from Mangifera indica (mango), 1985 nucleotides. RefSeq names its product ethanolamine-phosphate cytidylyltransferase-like. The record is from RefSeq and is a predicted model, not a curated record. Bases 299 to 1570 code for a protein of 423 amino acids. Gene Ontology annotation, molecular function: ethanolamine-phosphate cytidylyltransferase activity. Gene Ontology annotation, biological process: phosphatidylethanolamine biosynthetic process. The transcript has 10 exons. Gene Ontology annotation, cellular component: cytoplasm. NCBI's taxonomy places the organism in Eukaryota, Viridiplantae, Streptophyta, Magnoliopsida, Sapindales, Anacardiaceae.
CGUUUCAAAUUUAUGCAAAACAAAUCAAACUUUGAUUUUUUUAUAAUAUUAAAAUAACUUCUUCUUUUUGACAAUUAAUAUAAUAUUUACUAAUUAUUUAUUUAUUUUAUUUAAGACAGCUUCCUCGAUUCUCUGUAAUAUUUGUGGGGCUCCUUAGCGCUGAAGGAAAGAGGAGACACGACACCGAAGCACAGAACGAGACCGACUUUUCAGGCUAGGUGUCUCCUCUGAUUGAACAAGGAGAGUUUCGUAUAAAUCCAGGAUUAGGGAGGGAGAAAUUGAAGUGGGAACAUUGGCAAUGGAGUAUGAAAGUAACAGUUGGAUUUGGGAUGGGGUGUAUUACUACCCACAUUUCUUUGGGGGUCUAAUGCUCACGGCGGCGUUGUUAGGUGUGUCCACCAGCUAUUUUGGAGGAAUUGGAGUGUUUUCUUUGCCUCAAUUGUGGUCUGAUUCCGGGAUUUUUUACAAAAAGAAACGUGAGAAGAAGAAACGUGUGCGAGUUUACAUGGAUGGUUGCUUUGAUCUCAUGCAUUUUGGCCAUGCCAACGCAUUGAGGCAAGCGAAGGCUUUGGGAGAUGAAUUGGUUGUGGGUGUUGUCAGUGAUGAGGAGAUUAUUGCAAAUAAGGGACCCCCUGUCUUGUCCAUGGAGGAGAGGUUGGCCCUUGUUAGUGGAUUAAAGUGGGUUGAUGAAGUUAUAGCCAAUGCUCCUUAUGCCAUUACUGAGCAGUUCAUGAACCGUCUCUUUACUGAGCACAAGAUUGAUUAUAUCAUACAUGGUGAUGAUCCUUGCCUGCUUCCAGAUGGAACUGAUGCUUAUGCUUUGGCAAAGAAAGUUGGCCGUUACAAGCAGAUUAAGCGCACAGAAGGCGUCUCCAGCACAGAUAUUGUAGGGAGGAUACUUUCUUCUAUGGACGAUACAAAAACUUGUGAAGAUUGUAAGGACACAUCCUUGCCUGUAGAUUCCCAGAAAGCUAUUCAGUCCAAGCGUACCAACAUAUCUCAAUUUCUGCCAACAUCCCGUAGGAUUGUGCAAUUUUCUAAUUGCAAGGGACCUGGACCAAAUGCACGUGUGGUGUACAUUGAUGGGGCAUUUGAUCUCUUUCAUGCAGGACAUGUGGAGAUUCUUAAGAAGGCUAGGCAGCUUGGAGAUUUUCUUCUAGUUGGAGUCCACACUGACCUGGUUGUGAGUGAACACAGAGGUAAUCACCACCCGAUCAUGCAGCUGCAUGAGCGUAGCCUCAGUGUGCUGGCGUGUCGGUAUGUUGAUGAAGUCAUCAUUGGCGCACCUUGGGAAGUUACUAAGGACAUGAUAACCACUUUCAACAUCAGUUUGGUUGUGCAUGGGACAAUUGCUGAGACCAACUCUUCAUUGCCUGAUGAAACUGAUCCAUAUAUGGUUCCCAAGAGCAUGGGAAUUUUCCAGUUACUUGAGAGUCCUAAAAGUAUAACUACAACUUCAGUGGCUCAACGGAUAGUCGCCAAUCAUGAUACCUAUGUGAAACGCAAUGCCAAGAAAGCAGCAAGUGAGCAGAAGUACUAUGAAGAGAAGAAAUUUAUUUCUGGAGAUUAGCUGGAAUAAAUAUUGUUAUGGUGCCAGCAAGUUUUGAGUGCAGUUGUCAAUGCAGCCUUAACCUAUCGUAGUGUUGCCUGUUGUUUCUUGCUGGAAAUAUAGAAAGUCUUAUACACUCUCUCCCGAAGGUUAAAAGAUGAAAAGAAAUGAAGCCGAUAGUGGGAUGCCCUCAUCAGAGACUUGGAUGAACUGGUAUUUUUUUAUUUCUUUUUUUCUGAUGUAACUUUAAUCUCAUAGUAGAUACAAGCCCUUAUAAUAAUAUGGAAGAUUUGCACUAAGCUCCCAUUGUUGUAGGCACUGAAAUCACCUUUAUAGGAAUUCCCCUUUUUAUUUCUCUUUUGCAGAGACCUUAAACGUGAGAUUGUAUCAUGGUAGAUUUAUUUAUUUAUUAAUUUUUGGAGUGUUUAGUGUAUAA